AUGGCAAUUAAUCCCAAAUCAGUGUAUGUCUUGAAUCUGGAGUUGGAUUGCGACAAACAGUCGGUGCUCUACCGCUGCAACAAUAGGGAUAGCAUUCAAUUCAUCUAUGGAUCCACUCUAUUGGGUCGACACAUAUCCCUCUUCUCCAACUAUAGUCAAGAAAGUGUUCAUUUUGAUCGAAACAAAUACCACGAACUCGUGUUCAGAGAUGAGGUGACGACCAUCACCUUUGAGACGUCCGGUUCCUUCCACUUCUACUACAAGGAAUCGGCGGGUGAUGUCAUCUGCGGACAGUUCUAUAUAGUGGUCAGUCCUCAGCUCAAAGUGGGAUCUGAUGCGAGCGCACGGCUCUUGGAUUUGAAUGCAAUUCAAUGCCAGACUGUGUUAACCAAAAGUUUGGGUCAGUUUGAGACCUGGAAGUCCAAACUCGAGGUGGCCUACAAGACGGGAUAUAAUAUGGUUCACUUGACGCCAAUCCAAGAACUCGGAGGUUCUAACUCAUCAUAUUGUCUGUCGGAUCAGUUGAAAUUGAAUCCUAUAUUUAGUUCAAAGGAUAAGGAAUACACUUUUGAUGAUAUCUCAGAGUUUACAGAAUGGAUGCGA
This is a messenger RNA of Oppiella nova, 603 nucleotides long. The record is from the annotation of a GenBank genome assembly. Lineage: Eukaryota; Metazoa; Arthropoda; Arachnida; Sarcoptiformes; Oppiidae.